Molecule: messenger RNA, 3374 nt
Organism: Dicentrarchus labrax (European seabass)
Lineage: Eukaryota; Metazoa; Chordata; Actinopteri; Moronidae
Product: ankyrin repeat domain-containing protein 1-like
Exons: 9
Coding region: 133-1068 (311 amino acids)
Biological process (GO): regulation of transcription by RNA polymerase II
Cellular component (GO): nucleus
Molecular function (GO): RNA polymerase II-specific DNA-binding transcription factor binding
Source: RefSeq, a predicted model, not a curated record
UAAGGUUUGACAGGGCUAUAUAAGAGGCUGCAGGCAGGAGAGACAGACAGACACUGACCAUCACAGCAGAAGACUAGUGGACUUAACUCCAGUUACCCACAGUGAUCCAACUACUUCACAUCAAGGGGAAGAAUGGGACUUCACAGCGUUGAGGAACUGGUGUCCAGUAAGAGGUCAGAGAGCAAAGAGCCGGAUGACUUCCAAGGGGGCGUGUACGAGGCGGCUGUCAAUCAAGAGAAGCAGGAUGACCGCAGGUCCCACAGGGAGCUGGUGGGCGGAGAUCCAUCAGAGGAGAGCGACAGUGGCAGUGAACAGGAAGAAGUCAGCGUGGCAGCUCUCAAUACGGAUAACAGCGGCAGGCUGAAACUGGAGACGGUGGAUGACCUGUUCAACAUCUUGCAGCUGAGGAAGAGGAGAAGGGAGAGGAAGAUUCCCAUCCACAAGAAACAGCAGCCACAGCCUGAAACCGUGCCAGAGACUGUGGAUGAGCAGCUGUUUCUGACAGCAGCUAUGGAGAACAAACUGCCCGUGGUGGAGAAGUACCUGAGUGAUGGAGGAAACCCAAAUGCAUCUGACCACUUCCAGAGAACAGCUCUUCACAAAGCCUCAUUCAAAGGACAUGUGGAGGUCAUGAAAAGACUCCUGGAGGCCGGAGCUGCCAUCGAGAAGAAAGACAAGCUGGAGGCCACGGCAGUUCACUGGGCCUGCAGAGGAGGCAGUCUGCCCGCCCUGCAGCUCCUACUCGACCAGGGAGCCAAGUUCACCUACAGAGACAAGCUGCAGAGCACUCCUCUCCAUGUUGCUGUGAGGACAGGACAUUGUGAGUGUGCUGAGCAUCUCAUUCACUGUGGAGCAGACGUCAACGCCAAAGACAGAGACGGAGACACGCCCAUGCACGAUGCUGUGAGAAUAAACAGAUUCAAGAUGAUCAAGCUGUUGAUGAUGUACGGGGCCAGUCUCAACACCAAGAACUGUGAUGGAAAAACUCCCAUGGAGACGCUGUAUUCAUGGCAGAAUGGAGCCAAGAGCCUCCUGUUUAACUUCAGCCAGGACAAGCCCAACCAGUAGAACCCAACACAUUCCAGUAAAAGCAGAAAUUCAACAAGAGAUUCAGUCACAGGAUCUGCUGGAUUGUCAGGAAAACAAAAUAAUAGAAAUGGGAAAAAUCUUGCAUUUUUCUUGCCCAUUCUAGUCUUUUCUAUACUGCGGUUCAUGAAGUCUUUUUUCAUGUCUUUUUAUGCAGAGAGGCUUAUUGAACCCCUCAGGAAAAUAACUUUUAAUAAUCUAAAGAUGGCUCAGGGUGCAGAUGAAGGUAACUUAACUCAUAGGCCUUUUUCAACCUAUAGGAACCGGCUCUGUCUCGGUUCCUGCACAUCAUUUUCAGAACAUUUAGACCAAAAAUAAAUUGGUUCGGAACCUGAAAAGUUUGUUCCCAACUGGAACCAAAAAAUAGCUGGUUUUCCUUUGGAACCGAAGUGUCAUAUUCUAGAGGUUGUUGUGCAUUGUGCAGAGCCCCUCUGUUGAUGAUCCAUCCGAUUGCAGUUCCACACAACUGGUGGAAACACAGGCUGGAUCGCUAGAUAGAACCAAGGUUCAAAGAAUCUUAACAGAACCAGUUUGACAAGAGCUAAUUUGGUAGAAAAAGCAUUUAUCAUUACCUGUCCUUACCUGACUGCACCUCGCCUUACCUGUUCAGGGAUUUGAAAUGGCAUCCUUCCACGCUUUUGGCAAGGUUACAUUUUCUCAUAUGAAACGUUAAUAAUACACACAUCUUGUGUGUAGUCACAUGAGAGAAGGCAUGGACUUCAGGGAGCUUUUGAUCAACAAUGUGAAAUCUAAUCAGGAUGUUGUUAAUAAAUGGGAUUAUUAGCACUGAUAGAUUCAUUGAUCGCCAAAUAUUGCUGGACAAUGUCUCGGCUGACAACAUGAAGAUUGUCUAUUUCUUAAUUUUUACUUUAAGCUGAGUUGAAGUCAGCGAUACUGCAUAGAGAAGAUGAUGUAUUUAUUGAUUUAUGACAAGUGUCAGCGAUUGAUUUGUCGGGUUUGAUUGUUUUUUUUUCAAUACCAUACACUUAAUAACUGAGUGAGUGUCUAGACUUAUACUAUAGUUGGUUUAAUGUUUUUUUUAUGGUCAGAUUUUAACCAAUUAUAUCAACUGUAUUAUUAUCAAUGACUAACUAAUGGAAACAACUAGGAGAUGCUGCUUUUUUUUUGCUUUGCUGGUUUUUUACAUAUGUACAUUACCUGGUUCACACGUUCCUCUCAGUCCCAGUGGAUGAACAGUCUGUUGAUCAAUUCCACUGUGAACCUAAAGUUAUUUAUUUGUGUAAAAUUUCUCCAGCUCAGUGUGAAAAGUUAGCCUCCUCUUGCAGGUAGAUGGUUUGUGUUGUUAUACUUAAACAUUCAGAUGAGUUAUUUGGUCUUAUGCAUUUUAAGACUGAGAAAUGAGACACGACUAAGUAGGUUUUUGGAUCAGGUUGAGAAGAAUCUCUUCACUUGCAUUUCUUCUAAUGAUGGUGGUGAUCUGUAGAUUUACACUUAUUCUGCCAUGUUUUUUUUAAGUUUCUACAUUAGCAGCGACAUGCUUUUACAGCUGAGCAAGCAGUCUUGUUCGGAUUUUCCCAGUUCCUAUACUGAAGCUUAAUUUGAGCAUUUGGGGUCGGUUGCACCAACAAGCAAGUUCUCGACAAUUUCUGGCAUAAGCGAACGCAGACUUCACAGGCUAUAAGCAGCCAUUAACUGCCGGGAUUUAGUGAUGUUUUUUUUAGGUAUUUACAGGGCCAAAAAUCAGUCUUUUCCUGCAGUGUAUUAGUCUAAGUCAGUCGUAACUGGGUCUUAAGUCUGACCUAAUAGUUACGCUGGUUGCACCAUCUCAGCUUAGGCCUUCUGCUUGCUGAGACUGGGCAUAAAUCUUAUGCCUCAUCAGGAGAAGGCGUAAAGUCAAAAUCUGUUUAUAAAUCACUGCAUAUUGAAAUUUUUAGUGGAGCAACGCAUCCCCGGGUCCCAAACAACUUAUCAAAAGUCACCUCAUCAAAGACAAAGAGCAAAAAGAGCUAUAAAUUGCCUAAGCUCUGCCACAGUAUGACCCCGAUAUCCCAGCUGCUGUUCCCUUUUGUUGCAGUGAAUAUAUUUUGGGGAAUGUGGUUCCUUUUCUCUACAGAGUUCUAGUUGGGCUUAAACACACAUAAAGGAGUGUGAGAGGGGAGAAGCUGAAAAGUUAUUGUUGGUUCAGAGGAUGUUUGACAAGUUUGUAUGCGGAUAAAACAGGUCUUGAUAUAUGAAUGAUAAUCAGAUUUAUUUUUUAUUGUUAAAGAUGUAUGUACAUUUUGACUUCUAUUUAUGGAUUGAUUAAAUAAAACUGAUUUUGAAUUGAA